UUCUUGCUUCACCUGACAUGUGAUAUAGUUUAAAAUAAAACUGCAGUCUUGAUCAAUAAAAAUGCACGGCCUGUUGUGAGCGUCACUAGCGAUACCUGCGGCACUGAACAGUUCAAGGUGUAUUCUGCUGUUUGUUUGUUUUUAUUUCAUUUAGUGGAAGUUAAACAAUACUUCAGAAAUACUUUACGGAAAUAUUUGAAUUUUGUUUUACGGAAAUUCACAUUCGUGGCCCCGAGUGAACCCCUGACGCUGUGUUUUAAGGAGACUGCAUCUAAGAAGAAGUGACAUUUUGGAGAGCGGUGUUCCUUGAAAAGAGAUCCUGGAUUGUCGUUAGUGGCUGUGUGCUAACAGAAAUAUUAAACGACUGACACGACUUCACAUCUGUGAUAAACGUGAAACAAAUAACUAUGGAUAAAGAGUAUUUAAAGAAAAAGGCCUGGUACCUGGGGGAAUGGCGUCAAAGUGUUUUAGCGGAUACCGUGAUCAACCAAAUCCAACAGCUGGUUAAGGGAAAGAAAGGCAAAAAUGUCAAACUGUGCAUGGCCAGGGAUGGAAUCCGUGUUUUUGUGUCAAACCUACUACAGGGUAAGAUUCUGUACGAUCAUGUACCAUUUACUGACCUGUACUUCAUGACUGUUAAUCAGCACAAUCCCAGUUGUCUAUUGGUGAUCGCAAAAGACCCGAGACACAAGUACCGAAUUCUGGCGUACCGCUGUGAGAAUUCGUUGGAUGCUGGGCUUUUUAUACAGUAUUAUAGAGACGUGCGCAAGUCUAUGACAUCAGUGGAAGGGUAUAACAUUGAAUUAAGAAGGUCAGACGAAGGAAACUGGACAUUGAGAUCUAAACAACACGAGGAUAACAAGCGACAAUUAAAGACUAUAGUUAACAUGCAGACGGGAACUGCACAACCAAAUGGAGGUAUUCAAAACUCACAUACAAAGGUAGCGAUCGUUAAUGGACAGUCGAAACCUGACGAAAACAGAAACACAAAAAUGGUGAUUCAAACUCGCGCAGAAAAGUCGCCACCCUCAUCUCCAAGAGAGAAAGUUAUCCUGGAAAAAGUUUACAGAAAAGGUAAAAGUCAGAACAAUAUCGGAAUCCAGGCAUCCGGUCCAGGAACAGAGAGAUAUUCUGACAAUGUGUCCGAGACCUCGGAUUCCAACCAAUCAUUCCAGAACGAACUUAACUAUCUAUCUAACGAACUGCGAGAAAUAAAAUUCAUGCUAGAGAAAUCCACAGGAAUAAGUGCUGAAGUUUUCCAUGACAAGAGUGGUAAGGAAAUUCAGACUGAGUCAUUUCGGACAGAACCUGAUACCGAGUUGACGGUGAACAAGGCACUGGAGCCAAUCGAUGCCGUUGUCAGAGAUGAGGAAGAAGAAGAGGUUAAACUGAGGGAAGUCCAGAACGACGACGGCCCAAAGGUCCGCGUGUCUGUACCCGACUAUCGAAGUUUAGGAGUCCAAGCGUCAUCGAAAACUCUCCCUCCACCCCCGGAAAAGCGCGCUGCGACACUGCCAGCUACUUUCCGACAGACACAGCCGGACGGCCCGGAAUUACUGCGGGCGAGCACAACAAAUUACCAGUCUUGGAAGGAUGACGUUAUGCUACGUGGUCGAGUGGGUCGUUCAACUAGACCAAGAACAGCUUUAUACAGUACCAGCAGCUAUACAAGCACUGACGGAAGUAUAAAGGGAAGUUUACGAGGGGCUCCGAAUGGAGUUCAUGUUCAUUUUGACAGUGCAGUCCCUAAAGGAUCCGUUGUUUACAGGAAAAAAGCAAUAUCCACCAACGUCCAGAAGCCUAUCGAGAGGGUGUACCAGCGCCCUCACUCGGUCCAUUCUACAGGUCGACCCUAUGUUGUUCACCAUCACCACCACCACAGGGGACCAGUUUAUCAGGCCGCGGUACCAGCCACACUGGACCUGAAUCAAAAUAAGGUGAACGAAGCGGUCAUAACUAAUGGCCAUUCUCCCUCUUCACCAAGAUCUUCCAAUGGAGCGGGAUUCUUUAUCCGAACGUGAUUCCAACAAGGUGCUUGUACAAAAUAUUGUUCAUAAUACGUGUAUGGACAUUUCAAUUCCGUGAACCGUGUAUGGAUGCGAACGGUUAUUUCAGGACUGUUUCUUGUAAAUCUAUUAAAUCAGGAUGCAUUUACUUAUCUAGUGAAGUGAACGUACACACGUUACGUUGGACGGGAUUUUUAUUAGGUUGAAAUCUGAAUUUUGGAUUUUUACUUUGCAGAAACAUUGCCAGAACUUGUCAAGGCCAGUUGCGUGUUUUUGUUUGCAAUUUAAAAACUGAUAUUAAAAUCAAAUCGGGCAUUCAACCUUUGACUGGGGAUAUUUUGAUUAUCUGUUUAUGAUGGUUGUACUGCAGACAGACGUUGUUUAGUGCGUAGCCCUAAUAUCGGGUAUCAAAGAUUUUACGGCUCUCCCGCGAAAAGUACACUUAUCAUUGUAUUUAAAAAAUGGGGUAUAGAUUGUUUAGUUUCUUUUUGGGGACCGUGAACGAUUACCUAUACAAUUCUCUACAUACCUUAGUGGUCUUCAAAGGCCUUCACUAAGUUCUUCAAACUUUAAUGGUCAACUGAUAAAUUAAAUAUAGGAAAAUACUAGCAUCACAUUGCUCACAUUUAGAACAUUAUUUUCAUUGUAGAUGGAAAAAAUAUAAGAAAUUUUUAAGUUAUAAUGUUUAGUGAAAUUUUUAUGUUUGUGGUUUUUGUAUUUCUAACCAGCACUUAUUAAAUCUGAGAAUAAGAUUUAGUUCUUUGGAAGAAUUAAAAUCCGACCACAGAAAUAUUUUGCCUAUUCCUAAGUCCUUAGCCUGAAUGGCUUAUUUUUUUCUAAUACACAAUCUAUCAACAGUUUAUCGUAUUAUCAGCUGUGUUGACACUUCAUACAAUUUAAUCAAUCUAAUUCUUAAUUGUAGGUUUAUAUAUUAUCUGCUGAAUUUAUUAUGAAGAAAUGCAUUGUAUUAUUACAAAUUGCUUUGCUUUGUGUAAUUAUAUUACAUACAUGUAUUGUGUAAUCAAAUAUAUGGUUUUCAAAUGUUCAGAGGAUUUACAUUAAAUUGUAUACAAUGGAUUAUUUUAAUCUUGCUUUCAGUGCAAUGUAAAUUAUUUUGACGUGUUAUCGUACUUUCACGUGAUCAUUAGUCAUUACUGCCCAGGUAAAUGAAUAAUAAUUUUCACAGCUGUUGUGCACUAUGGAUGAAAAGUUCAUUUUUGAAGUUUAUAUCAGUAUUUUUUUCUAAGAUGACGAUUCGACAAAAGCAUGAUACAGAGACAGAGUCAAUAAAUGCAUAUAUUUAU
This is a messenger RNA of Saccostrea cuccullata (small rock oyster), 3310 nucleotides long. RefSeq lists its product as uncharacterized. Lineage: Eukaryota; Metazoa; Mollusca; Bivalvia; Ostreida; Ostreidae. Bases 408 to 2021 code for a protein of 537 amino acids. The record is from RefSeq and is a predicted model, not a curated record. The transcript is spliced from 2 exons.